Molecule: messenger RNA, 915 nt
Organism: Penicillium psychrosexuale
Lineage: Eukaryota; Fungi; Ascomycota; Eurotiomycetes; Eurotiales; Aspergillaceae
Product: SDR family NAD(P)-dependent oxidoreductase
Exons: 2
Coding region: 1-915 (304 amino acids)
Molecular function (GO): oxidoreductase activity
Source: RefSeq, a predicted model, not a curated record
AUGGCCCAUCUUCAAGCAUCGAACCUAUUCUCAGUCAAGGACCGGGUGGUCGUGAUCACCGGCGGCGGAAGUGGCCUCGGACGUAUCAUGACCAAAGCCCUGGACGCCAAUGAAGUCUCCAAGAUCUUCAUCCUAGGCCGACGCGAAGACGCGCUACAAGAAACCGUCUCGCAAAGCAUAAACGGCACCGUCAUCCCAAUCCAAUGCGACAUCACCUCAAAAGAGUCACUCGAGGCAGCCUACAACGCCAUCGCCGCCCAAACAACACACGUCGACCUCCUAAUCGCCAACAGCGGCAUAAUGGGUCCCCUCAUGAAGCCCCCGCAACCCGCAGCAGACGGGACCCUCCCGCCGCUGUCGCAAGUCCGCGAUGAACUCUUCAAUAUCCCCAUGGAGGAGUUUAACAAAGUGAUGAAUGUAAAUGUUACCGGGUCGUACUACACGGUGCUGGCGUUCUUGCCUCUGCUGGAAGCGGCCAAUAAGCGCCGUCCUGCGCCGCAGCAGGAUGUUCUUGCUGCCCCGACUGCGCAGGUUAUUAUCACUAGCUCCAUUGCUGGGUUUAUUCGCAAAGUGCCGUUCAGCUUCGCAUAUAACUCUUCCAAGGCCGCUACGACCCAUCUGGUCAAGAUGCUUUCCACUUCGUUUGCUUAUUACGGUAUUCGGGUUAAUGGCAUCUCGCCGGGUCUUUACUACUCGGAUAUGGCCAAUCAUAUCUUCCAGGCCGCGGGUAUUGAGGGUCGCGCGAUUUCUGACGGCUCAUUCCCGAGGGACAUGAUUCCGGCUACUCGCGGUGGUAGUGAGGAGGAUUUUGCGGGUUUGAUUGUUUGGCUGGCUAGUAACUCGGGUGGCUAUAUCAAUGGUAAUAUCUUAGUUACUGAUGGUGGCCGGAUUUCUGUUUGCCCUGCUGUGUACUGA